UGCAGGGAUGCCUGGCUGGGAAGUAGGUGACUGAACGGCAGGCAUGGAAGGGAGAGGACCCUACCGCAUCUACGACCCCGGCGGGGGCUCAGAGGAGAAUGGAUCCACGGCCUUUGAGCGGCUGGUGGAGGAGAACAGCCCGCUGAAGGAGAAGAUGCAGGGGAUCAAGUCUAUAGGAGAGCUGCUGGAGGAGUCCCAGAUGGAGGCAUCAAAGCUGCGGCAGAAGGCAGAGGACCUCGUGAAAGACAACAAAAUGCUGAUUGCAUCAUCUACCUUGGAGGACCUGCUGGAAACUGGAGCCAUCGGCCCUGAUCCCAGCUCCACGCAGGUUGCCCAGGGGAACAUUCAGCCAGACACGGAAGCACAGAAGUCUCCUUCUAGUGGAUCCCCCUCUGAGUUUGAGAUUGUUCCUGUUGAAGUGCAAGGGUUUCCCCAGGAGAGUAGGAGAACGGACUUGGAGCAGCCACAGAAGGAGGAUUCUAACCUGCUGCCCCAGCUGCAGCAGCUGGAGAACACGCUGAGUGGCUGUGCCAAGGAGGCCAGCAAGGACCAGGUUUUUGUGCGCAUGGGCUACAUGGCCUCCGAGCUCAAGCGCCUGGCCUCCAAAGUGCACAAGAAUGAGCAGAGAACAUCGUUCCUGCAGACGCUGUGUGAGACGCUGCACAGUGAGAACAAGGAGCUGCGAACCAAGCUGGAGCGGGACUUGGAGCAGAGAAACCAGGCACUGGAGAAGCUCAGGUGUGAGAACCAGGAGCUCCGGAGGAUGGUGACACUGAGCAGCCAGGACAGUGGGAAGAGGGAAGCUGCCGAGCAGCAGCAGCAGAACGGGGCUGCAGUGGAGAAGGCGCCUGGCAGAGGAGAGCUGGAGGCCAAGGAGAAGAAGGUGAAGAUCCUGGAGCACCAGCGCAGGGAGCUGCUGGAGGUGAAUAAGCAGUGGGAUCAGCACUUCCGAGCCACGAAGCAGAAGUAUGAGCAGAAGGUCACAGACCUGCACCAGGAGCUGGCCGAGGCCCGCAGGACACUGACUGAGCUGGAGUCAGAGCGGGAGCAAAAGCAACGGGAUUUCGACCGCAAGCUGCUCCUGGCCAAGUCCCGGAUUGAAACAGAGGAGGCAGAGAAGGAGAGGCUGGCCAUGGAGGUGAGGGACCUGCAGCAGAGGAUGCGGUUCCUGCAGGAGCAGCUGGCUCCGGUCACCAGGCAGCGGGAAUACCAGGAGAAAGAGAUCCAGAGGCUGAACAAGGCACUAGAGGAGGCCCUGAAUGUCCAGGCCUCCCCACCACCUGUCUUUGCCAGCACCAUGGAGCCAGCUGGGAAGCUGCCACAGCAGGAGCUGCUGACCCAGAACGAGCUCCUCAAGCAGCAGGUCAAAAUUUUCGAGGAGGACUUCCAGCGGGAGCGGAGUGAUAGGGAGAGGAUGAACGAGGAGAAGGAAGAGCUGAAGCAGCAGCUGGAGAAGCUGCAGAAGCAGCUGGUCCUCUCCAACAACCAGCUGCGAGCGUCCAAGGAUGACUGCCAGAGGGAGAAAGAAGAGAAGGAGAAGCUGAAAAAGCUGCUGAAACAGCACAAACAGGCUUCCGGAGAGAGGCUGCACCCUGAGCCACUGCCAGGGCCGCUGGGUCCUGCCUGCCCCCCGUACCAGUACCAGUACAGUCCCCCCAUGGCUCACCCCAUGUACCACGGCUUUGACGAGUGGCAGCAGAUCCGAUACCCACCAGCAAUGCCGGGCGAGCACACGGCAGGACAGAACUUCCACCAUUUUCCCCCACCCGAGUACGCCUGGCGCCCGCCCUGUGCCAUGGCUCGCAGCCAGAAUGCCCAGGCAGUGGCCGGGGUGAAACCAGUCCCCAAGGACUUGGAACAGGCAGGUCCCGGAUUGCCCUAACGCCAAGGACCGGCUGGGCUGCGAUACCGGCGGCAGAGGAGUAGGGUGUGUGUGUGUGCCUGUGUGUAUAUAUCUAGGAGCUUCCUCCAGC
Molecule: messenger RNA, 1973 nt
Organism: Chaetura pelagica (chimney swift)
Lineage: Eukaryota; Metazoa; Chordata; Aves; Apodiformes; Apodidae
Gene: TNIP1
Product: TNFAIP3 interacting protein 1
Exons: 17
Coding region: 44-1882 (612 amino acids)
Biological process (GO): cellular response to lipopolysaccharide; negative regulation of canonical NF-kappaB signal transduction; regulation of transcription by RNA polymerase II
Source: RefSeq, a predicted model, not a curated record